AUAUUUGACCGGAUGUUCUUCCGGUGUGUAUAGAAUGUGACACAGUCGUCCGCCAUGCCGGUUUGGGCUCGCAGAGAGUGACGUGAGCUAACAAAAUUGUCAAUAACUAACUUUAACCUUCUUUAAAGACGUCGUUUGGCCACAAAAGAAGAGAAAGAGGUCGAGGAGUUUGGAUGUCACCAUGGAGGUUUUGGAGGACAAGUUGAGAAGUUUGUCCAUCGCUCGGCGAAGUCACCCGGAGAAGCCCACUUACCUUCUGGGCAUGGCUCAGCAGCCAGAGGGCGUGUUGGCGGUGUCCUGCUCCAACAUGAGCAUCCACCUGCACAACAAGGAGACGCUGAAGCUGCAGGGCGAGUAUCGCGGCCACGGCGGACCGCUCUGCGCCCUCGCCUUCGCUCACGCCUCCCCUCACCUCCUCUACUCGGCUUCUGCGGACGGGACGGUGCGCGCGUGGGACGCCCGCCUCCCGGGGUCCAAAUCGGCCCAGCUGUUCCGGAGCGACUCGUCCCACAGCUUCUGCAGCUUCGACCUGAGCUGCGGCGACGUGCUGCUGUGCGCCGGCACGGAGCAGGUGGACAAGGCGGACAGCUUCCUGGUCUUCUGGGACGCCAGGAAGCCCGGCGAGUCCCCGCUGGGCGUGUACUCCGAGUCGCACAGCGACGACAUCACACAGGUGCGCUUCCACCCUCGCGACAAGGACCGCAUGGCGUCCUGCGCCACCGACGGCCUCGUCAACGUCUUCGACCUGAGCCGGGGCUCGGAGGACGAGGCGCUGCUGGCGACCUUUAACGGCGACUCCUGCGCCAGCUCGGUGUGCUGGUGCGGCGACGACUACCGCCGGCUGCUGUGCCUCAGCCAGGACGAGGGGCUGCACCUGUGGGAUCUGAGCCGGCUGGACACGGAGCAGCCGCUCGCCGUCUUCAGCUGCCGAGACGUGCGCAGCCUGGCGCCCACGGCCCCCGGGCGCCGCUUGGAUUACACGGUGGGAGGGGCCUGGCUGGAGGACGCCGGCAAGCUGCUGGUGGUGGGGGGCGACAACACCGGCGGCCUCCACCUGAUGGAGUGUGACGACGAGGGACUGCGUCUGCUCAAGAGUCUCCACGGCGGACACGCCUCCACCGUGCGCUGCUUCCUGUGGGACGCGGCGGCGGGGGCCCUGUUCACGGGGGGCGAGGACGCUCAGCUGUUGCUCUGGAAACCAGGAGGGGCGGAGCUGACGUCGGUCAAAAAGGAGUCCAUGAAAAGUUGUUCCGCCUUGAAAGUGAAAUCCAGACCUCACAGGAAACAUUAUUACAACACCAGCGUGCAGCGGUGACAUGUUUCCAUCAGGACCGCAUGCAAGUGGAAAGAAAAUCUCAACUUUACGUAACAGAAGAGCAAAAAGAUCAUACCAGCAUUCUUCCCUGCUUGGCACUCAGCAUCAAAGGUUGGAAUUGGGGGUUAAAUCACCAACAAUUAUUCCCGGGCGCGGCGCCGCUGCUGACCACUGCUCCCCUCACAUCCCAGGGGGUGAGUAAGGGGAUGGGUCAAAUGCAGAUGACAAAUUUCAUCACACCUAGUGUGUGUGUGACAAUCAUUGGUACUUUAACUUAACUUUAACUUUACACAUACAAACUGUAGCACACAAAAAAGCACAUUUAAUAAAAAAAACGUUAUUAUGGUCUUACCUUUACUUAUAAGUGCGGGAACAGUGGUGUUCGGGUUGGAGGAGUUGUGAAUGAAUGAAAUAUGAAAUCCGUGCUGCAGUGUGCAGGUGUACCUAAUGUUGUGUCCCUGCAGUCGUUCACGGCUCCUCCAGCGCGAGCAAUGUUGUUUUUGCACUUUUUGGCUUCUUGUUAAGUGACUUUUUUUGGGUGGAUUCGG
Molecule: messenger RNA, 1863 nt
Organism: Nerophis lumbriciformis (worm pipefish)
Lineage: Eukaryota; Metazoa; Chordata; Actinopteri; Syngnathiformes; Syngnathidae
Gene: wdr89
Product: WD repeat domain 89
Molecular function (GO): protein binding
Source: RefSeq, a predicted model, not a curated record